Messenger RNA from Prunus armeniaca (apricot), 660 nucleotides. The record is from the annotation of a GenBank genome assembly. NCBI's taxonomy places the organism in Eukaryota, Viridiplantae, Streptophyta, Magnoliopsida, Rosales, Rosaceae.
AUGAACAUCAACACCACCUCCACCUUCUUCCUUGUAAGGGUCGUGAAUUCCAAUAUCCGUGCUUUCAAUUGCGAAGAAAUCAUUCUCAUUAAUGUUGAAGGUCUCACGUUGCUUUCAUCACAGAUCUGGGAAGCCAGGAACAACUGCAUUUUUAAAGACAUCGAUCCACACCCAGUUAAAGUGCUAAAUGUGGCUGGUCGCAUUGGGCUAGAUUAUUGGAAAAUUAACUCUUGUCCUCCUAAAAAAUCUAAUGGAAAGGUUAACAUCAAGUGGGAACCACCGCCGUUGGACUGGGUUAAAGUGAAUUUUGAUGGUUCGGUGCGUGGGAAUCUGGCUGCUACUGGUUUUGUGAUUCGUGACUGGAAUGGUAAUGUUCUUUUAGCUGGCGCUAAAAACUCUGGUCAAGUUUCUAUUACAAUCGCAGAGUGUUUGGCUCUUCGGGAUGGUCUAGCGCAUGCUAUUCAUAAGGGUUGGCGAAAGAUUCUUGUGGAAAGUGACUCAAAGCUUAUCAUUGAUUGUGUUAAUAAUCUGGUUUUGGUUCCCUGGAGCAUAAGUAUCCUUGUGCAAGACAUUCGGUUGCUCAGUUCUUAUUGCGAAGAGAUUUCUUUUAAGCACAUUUUCGGGAGUCUAACUUUACUGCUGAUGCUGUUGCUAGCUUAG